UCGCUAAGUAAGUUAGCUGGAUUUGAUUGUUGACGAUUUCGCGUGAUCUUGGAUCGUUCGGUUCUCCGAAGCUCAUCCGGGACUUGCUGUCAUAGCAACAGAUCCGUAAGCGUAAACCUGCUUGGGAGCAGGCUUACUUUAUGUAAACAGGAUUAGAUCAGGACGCCAUGACUCACCCGGGCCCCAUCUCAUUGGUCAGCAUUGUCCUCGUACUCCUGCUAAGCCCCGCCUCCUCAGAGACCAGUGCCCUGCAGGACCUGAUCAGCAGGAACGCGGACUUUGGCGCCCGUCUGUACCGAGUACUCGCCGCCCGCUCUGACGAGAACGUCCUGCUGUGUCCGUUCACUUUGUCUGCUGCUCUGACAGUGCUGCUGAGUGCCACCAACGGACAGACCCGCGAGCAGUUGCAGGCGGGACUCACGCUGACCGGGCUGGACGCUCAGACACUCCCAGAUGUGUUUCAGACUCUGAGGAACGCCAUUCCGACAGUCUCUCUGCAGCAGGGUGCGGCCAUCUUCCCCUCUCAGAGUGUCCAAGUGGCCUCGUCCUACCUGAACCUGGUUCAGACCAAGCUCGGAGGCACAGUUCAGGGUGUGGACUACACAAAGGCUUACGAAGCCGUCAACACCAUCAACCACUGGGCGCUGGAGCAGACUGUAGAAAAGGUCCAGAAUUUAAUUUCCGAAGUGGACCAUCAGACCCAGCUGCUGCUCGCCGCCGUUACCGCCUACAGAGCAAGCUUCACUCCGCCCUUUAAUGCGUCGUCCACUCAGGACGAGCGGUUCUAUGUGGAUAGCUAUCAUGUCGUCAUGGUUCCGAUGAUGUUCAGGGCCGAUAAGUACUUGCUGGCGUACGAUGCUGCGGUGAAGGCUGGCGUGCUGAAGCUGCCGAUGACAGACGGCGCAGCCAUGUUGGCUGUGCUUCCCGAUGAAGGCGUGGACGUCACCGCCGUGGAGGAGGAAGUUACGGCUGAUAAGAUCCAGGCCUGGAUCCGCCAGCUGAAGAAGACGAAAUUGGAGGUACAGUUUCCUCGCUUUUCAUUGGACCGUUCAUACUCACUUAAGGAUGCACUGCAGACUCUUGACAUCACCCAGGUCUUUCAGGAUGACGCUGACCUCAGCAACAUGGGUGGAGCUGAAGGGUCCAAACUUAAACAGGUGUAUCAUACGUCUGUCAUCUCCGUCGAAGAGAGCAGCAGUGACACCAGCGCCGGAGAUGCAGUGUUCUCCUCACCUCCUCCUCGACUGACAUUCAACAGACCCUUCAUCUUCAUCAUCUACCAUCAAAGCACCAGUGGCCUGAUGUUCAUUGGCCGAGUCAACGACCCCACCCGCAAAUAAAUGGGCCCACACACCAACCCACAGCCUCCACGGCGGCAAACAGUCCACCCCCCCCCCCCGUCCCAUCUUCUAAUGAUGUCCUGUGACAAAUAUUAGCUAGAUAUAUAACAGCGAUUUACAUUAUUAAUUCUGUUAGCGUCCCAUUAGCGGCUUUGUCUGUAACAUUCUCUCUGACAUCUGACUGUAACAUCUUUAUCAUUAUCAAUAAGAGCACAGUCACACUAGGAAAAACAAUGGUUGGAGAUCACGGUGUGACCGUAUGCAGUCACCUUGUGAUCUUUGUGAAGUUUUGAGUUGGUCACUUUGAAGACAGAAAGUAGUUAUUAGAGGAACCACUCCUACUCAGCUGCUGUCUUCAGGCCAACAUUGGUGGAUUAAGAUGUGAUAAAGCGGUGAUCAAUUAGUAAGAAGAUUUUCAUAUUUUGGAGUUCUGUAUCCACAGUAAGAAAGCUUCGCUAUGAGGGCAUCGCUAAAGAAUUACUAGGUAAAUGGUUCUGGAGCUGCUAUAAUGGGCCCAUAAAGAAGAACAGACACACUCCUGAAUGAAAGAAUCAACACCUGUGGUCCAUGGUGCUGUGAUACAGAGCUGAGUCAUUUUCAUAUUAACCCUCAGACUCUGAAAGUCUGCCGUUGAUCUCAGUGAAUGGAGCAAGACUCCUUCCCAAGUUCACAGUUGAGGCGCGGCAGGAAUGCAGAAGAAAAAUCCUUCAUCAAAGCGGUCUGUUUUCUUAAGAAUCUACUGAGUAUAAAUUUUUAUCACUUCUUUCUUUAAACUGGCUGCAUUUUCUGUUGUUGCAGUUUGACACAUGCAUGGCACAGCUGGAUUUAGUUCUCGUGUGUUAAACAUUUGUCUUGUAUUUGGAGAAUGCGUAAGUCUUUGCACACAUUAAUUGAACCCGUUUAACAUAUCGUGAUGUUCAAAUAUUAUUCUAAAACACUGACACAGCCACAUUAAUAGCUGCAUGUUGGCAGAGAUACAUUUUGCAUUAUGGCCUAUUGAGGGAAGUAAAAGAAGGAAAUAUGAAUGUAGCUCUGUGUGUGCGCACACGUUUUUGUUGUGUACUGAUCUCUGUGAAGAAUAAAGACUUUUAAAGCCACUCUGCUCUAAAAGACAAUAGGACCUUGCAUCCACAGUGUGUUGGGAUUCUCCUUCUUCCUCUCCUUGAUGCUCCAUCAAGUUCAGUUUUGCUCAGUUUAAGUCAAAUCCCAGUAUUUGUCUUGAUGCAUGCUCAGUCAUCUAGUUAAGGAAAUCCCAAAAAAGUUGAUUCUGUUCGUCUGGACGUUUUCAGUGGGAGAAACGUUUCGUCAUCAUAAGGUGACUUCUUCAGUCUCAGCUGACUGCAGGUUUCCAACCUUAUAAACAGUACAUUUGCACAAUAACUGAAACUAGCCCACUGAAUUUCUCUCUGUGAAUGGUACUCAUGGCUAUUGAUCAAUAGUGGUUGUUGAUCAAUGGUCAUGACAAGUUGCAUAUAAUUGAUCAAGGAACUGACCUCGCAGCCCAUUAUUCAGUGGGCUAGUUCAGUUUCAGUCAUUGUGCAAAUGUACUGUUUAUAAGGUUGGAAACCUGCAGUGAGUUGAGACUGAAAAAGUCACCUGAUGAUGACAAAACGUUUCUCACUGAAAACAUCCAGACGAACAGAAUCAACUUUUUCGGAAGUCCCAGUAUCACUGUGGAGCAGGGAUAUGUUAGGGUUAACGCUCAAAGUGAGUACUGAGUAAAGUGCGACAGGACAGAGCCAAAGUUUUAAGGCUGAGUAAUUUAUCCAUGUUGGCAAUCUGUCUGUGUUUGAGUGAUAGGUUGCCGGAUUACUUACAAUCAGCCCCAGACGUGAAAAAAAUUCAGUGCAGUCAUUCAGCUGGUUUCUCCUGGUCACAUGAAGGUUACUCUCCUGUUUUUUCCUCAAGUGUGACUGAGGCCAUAGUUUCACAGAGAAUAUAGAUAAUAUUCAUCAGUAAUUUCAGUAAGUUAGCGCUGAUAUUUUAUUUUUUGUUUGUUUUAACUGUUGUUUUUUUUUAAAUUCUUUUCCACUUUUGAAACUUCUGUGUGAAACUCUGAUGUAGACCUCUCCAUCAGCUGCACUUUGUGUUUACAGCUGAUUAGCAUGUUGUGUAUCCUGUGCUGUUGCAUUUAUGAAAUAUUAAACCUAUUUAACGUGAA
Pelmatolapia mariae (spotted tilapia) is the source of this 3501-nucleotide messenger RNA. Its product is annotated as protein Z-dependent protease inhibitor-like. Lineage: Eukaryota; Metazoa; Chordata; Actinopteri; Cichliformes; Cichlidae. The transcript is spliced from 6 exons. Gene Ontology annotation, molecular function: serine-type endopeptidase inhibitor activity. Gene Ontology annotation, biological process: blood coagulation. The record is from RefSeq and is a predicted model, not a curated record. Bases 168 to 1340 code for a protein of 390 amino acids.